GUUAAUGGAUUCGGUCCUACCCAUUGGCUCGUGUGAAAUCGCGGUUCGCGUUAAUUCAGUCUCAUUAAGGCAAAUUAGAGGCAGCAGCAAGCAAAAGAGGAAUAAUCAAUUGAAAUCAGUACAAUCAUCUGCUGCUUCUGGUGUGGAAAAAUCAAAGUUUGUGGAAACGACGACGCGUACACGACGGUUGGUCGGAAAAGUGAUAAAAGUGCAUUUUGGAUUCGCUGACCGCAAGAAAAAGAGGUGAAGAAUUGUGCCAAAAAAAUAUGCUAGCACUCCGAGCAAAGGUGAAAUACUUUCUCGGGCUGGUUCCAUGAAUGAAAACCAGUAUUCGGAACAGAAAAAAAAUUGUGUGAUACCUUCGUGUGUUCUUCUCUCUCUCUGCAUGAUUCCAUCGAAUGAUUUCGGACGCGUGUUAAUUGGUAAACUUGGUGCGAUAUUUACGCUAAAAUCAUCACUGCAUGGAAGAGCACAGGAAACGUAGAAAUGACGAAACUGAUGUUAGCACGUGGUUGAAUUUGAUCCGGACGAAUCUUAAAAGUAUCUACAGAUAAAUAACCUCCCUCCCGCAAUCAACGAGGGCACACCGCGACUGAUCACCACCAAUUUUUACGACUCGUCAUCACCCGGCCCCCGUCCCGGCCCCAUCAAUCCCUCAUCACACAGAAGAAGAAGAAAAAAGCAAAACAUUCCAUCUACGGGAGAAAACAACUUCACGAAAGAGGAAGGAGGAGGAGGCAGCGAGAUUAAUCUGCCGCGCGUCGAGGUGAAGGCAUUAAAUUAAUUAACGGAGACCUCCUCGAUCGCGCGAAGGGAGUGUCCCAUCCAACAGAGAAAGAGAAAAAGAGAACACGCUCGCUACCCUCAUGAGGUCGAUCGGCACCUAGAUUGCCCCGGAUGACGACGGCGGCUUUCCCGACCCGUCACAACAGCGCACCGGAGGCCUCGUCAUGAAGCGGCGACCCCCAAAACCACAACCGAAGUCACGAUCGGUCGUCCUCCGUGUGAUGUUCGCAGUGCCACGCGAUCGGGCCACCGCCAUGAGUAGCUGAAUGCGGGGCGCGCACAAACUACACACAAACGCCGAAGAGAACUGAGUGCUAUUCUCUUCACUAUCUGUGAUUAAAGCAACACACAUUCCAACACCUCGCGGUUCACUAAACAAAGAAGGAAGAAGACUAGGCGAGAGGAAGGCAGAGCGACAGAGGAGAACGUUAGAUUUAAGGAUUUUAAGCAAACACACACUUUCACAAAAAUGUCCCAAGGAAACUAUGUCAGCAAAUAUGCCGGUGAAUUUUGCAAACUGGUCGUCGAGGGGGACCUGGCCAAGAUCAAGUCCAAGUUCAAGGACUUUGUCCUGGACUACCAGACGCCGGAAGAUCUCAACACCCCGCUGCAUCUGUCGAUCAUUGCUCAGCAGAAUCGGAACGAGAUCAUGCAGUUCCUGAUCGAGUCCGGUGCGGAUUGCGAUCUACGGAACUCGAUGAACCUAACCGCUUCGGAACUGGCAAUCAAUCUCAACUUUCUCGACGUGACCAAAUUCAUGCUGGCUAUCGAGUUCCGGAACCUCUCCGACUACCGGUGUUUCUAUCGCUUGAUUCGACGCGGAUCGGUACCGUUGCUGCAGCUGUUCCUUGAGCUGAAGAGCUUCGACGUGCACCAGCAGAUCCACUACGUUUCCAGCGUUUGGCACGAACUGUACGUGAAGAACGUUCAGAUUUCGAAGAAUAUGGAAAAUUUCCUGGAAUAUCAACUGCUCAACUACAGCUAUGCAUAUCAUCAUCCACCGAAUCAGAAACCGGACCGAUUAAAGUUCGACAAGGAGCACGAGAACCGAAUCGACCUGAUCGUGGAGUACACAAAGUACCUCACCGAUCACUACGCCACCGACAAUCUCAACGACUUUGACGACAAGUUCCUACUCGCAAUCAAAAUUAUCUACGACAAUCUGUUCUUCAUCAAGGACAAACACGAAUUCGCCCAUCUACCGAUGCUGGAAAUCGAACGGUGUCUAGCAAUCUUCCUGGCCAUCUUCAAGAAGACACCAGACUACGAAAUCUACAAGCUGAUCAUCAAUAAGAAGCAGCUGUUGGUGUUUCUAACGGCGAUCUGCGACGAGCUAGACAAAAUCAAGAAGGAUCUGCUGGACAAGGAGAACCGUCUUCAACAAAAGUGGACAAACGACCUAUUUCUGCAUCUCAUCAACUGCAUUCGGGACGCAGCACCGGCCAAGUCCACCAAAGCGAUCAACUCGCUAUGGAAGAAGAAAUGUCCACUGAAGAAGAAACUCAUCUACUACAUCAAAGCACGUAUUAAAACCAACACAGAACUGAACUCCAUCCAGGCUCGGCUGAUCAAUAACCUGUCCAAAAACGAGCUGGAAAUGAUCCGGAUCGAAAUGAAGACCAAGGAGUUUCUCAACCUCACACGAACUGUAUCGCGAAAAAACUACGUAGUUUUCAAGCGACUCCGCAAAACCUCCGAUCACCUAGCUCAGCUGUACGCCAUCAAGAAGAUUCUCCGCUAUCUGGACGGCAUCUCCCGAGUACAGCUACCGCAGUAUCAAGUAUCCGGAAUUCUCGCGAUCAAGCGAACGCUUCAAAUCCUAUCAGAAGUCACCAACAGUACAAAAUACAGUCCCCGAAUCCAGCGUAAGCUGGAGUACGUAGUCAACAAAAUCCUACCGCUAAACCUGGACGUCGACUUGAAGGACUACUACGCUCCCAACGUCACCCUGUACAAACUGUGCUCGGACAAGCUGGAGAACCGGCUUAUGCCGUUCGCCGAAGUGCAAUGCAGUCUCAAAUCCGUUCGGCGAUACUUUUCCUACAUCUUCGACCUGAAGAUCCUGGAAGCGUACAAAUGCUACCUGGGAAACGUCUUCCAACUGAAGGACCGAGUUCAGGUCAAGUCCUACAACCAGUACGUCGGUGAAGCGAAUCGACUGUACUUUGAGAAUCACACCCUGGAUGAUCUGUACUUUGAGCUGGAAGAUUGUAUACGAGUCGUGGAGGAACUGCAGGACACGUUCAACCAACAGCACGACGAAAAGAUCUGUGAUCUACUAAGGUGCGUCCAUAAGCCACUAGCCAAUCGGUACGAGUCGCUGCUCAAGGAGGGGAGAGACCAACUUGCCACCAUCAGCUCGAACUUCAACACCAGUUUACUGUUGGGAACGGCCAAUCAGGAUAUGGCGAAGGUCAAGCGGAUCGUGCGGUCAUUCCUGACCGAAAACUACCCAAAAUACGACAUAAGCUCCGACAGCCACCUGGUGAGCGUUAACUUUGUCCUCCAGGAGAUGUUGCAUCUAUUCACCAACUAUCUCUACCAGUACCAGAUGGACGAACGGGUCGCAAAGAACUUCAUCACCAUGAUCUGCACGUUGAAUGUCGAGCGAUACUUUGCGAUAGAUCAUUUCCUACCCCCCAGAGGGAAGGAAUACGAAAACCUCAUCCAUCAGAACUACACCAACGAGAUGCUGAAAAAAUUCAACCUUCAGAACCUCAGCUCGAUUGAGUUUGCCGUACUACACGAACAGUUGGCGAUCAACUACUACGACAACUGCUUCAACCUGGACAAAAAGUACGCAGUGUUGACGAUGUUCAUGAAGACGACUAACCGGCAAAUCAACGAUGCCAUCGUCAAGCGCAAUAAGCGGAUGGAUCGGGAAGAGUUUCAGUCCUAUCUGGAUAACAAACUGAAGCUGAUCGGUCAGUUCCUACCGUGCAGUGACUUCAACGAAGUCACCCAGUUCAUCAACGAAGCCGCUCCACACGUCGAGUUCACUUUGGAGUUCUGCCUGCUCGAGAUAUGCGAGAUCCUCACGGAUCUCAGCGUUUUCCAGGACAACUCCUACGUACUAAAGCUGCAAUCAUCCAUCAUCAGCGGACGCAACUUGCGGGAGUAUCUGCUGCAUGACCCAUUGGUGUUCGAUAUGCUUACGUUGACGCACAGCACCAAGGUGAAGGUCUUCCUGAAUGGGUUAAUCUUCAAGAGCAACGACUUCAAGCUGUACCAACCGCCGAACAAUCUGAAGGUUAACGUUAGCGAUUUGGCAACGAUCAACGAGAACCUCAUCAACAGCUACAAGAUGAAGUGGAGCUGGGUGGAACAGCAGGAACGACUGUUCAAAUCGGUGGAGAACAUCGAUCUCAAACUGCUGCAGGCAUUGACACCGGACUAUGCGGACAUUCGGGGGAUGAGACUGGGACCGUUGCAGGAGGAGGCGCCAAUUGCCGAGUACGAGAUUGUAGACUAUACGAUUAAAAACAACCUGAAGGCGAUGAUCGAUUUCCUGGCGGAGGACGUCCAGGCGAUUUCGUUCGAGAAGCAGCAGUUCUUCCAGUACUUGCUAGUGCGAAGCUUUGGAUCGAUGUUCGUGGAUGCCCACGUUAAUCUGACCGGGCAGUAUGAACGGCAGGCCACGAUCCUGUACAUGGCACUGUACUUUCGAGCGUAUGAAAUUUUCCUGGAUAACGUGAAGAAGUUUGAACUGAGCAUCAACCUAUCCAAAAUUGCCAAGUACAUCAAUCAUGAGUUUAUCGAUAAGAUCUCUAAGCAGAUGAAGGACAUCGGGUGGAGCUGCCAGGACGAAAAUGGAGUCACGGUGCUCGAUCAGUGCAUACAGAAGGGAGACGUGCAGGCGAUCAAGAAGUUGAUCAAGCUGAACGUGGAUGUAAAUCAGUGCAAUGCGGAUAGUACGACGGCGCUGCACCGGGCGUGCAGUCUGGGGAUGAGUGAUAUCGUAAGGCUGUUGAUCAAGCAGAACGUCCAAAUCGGGGCGGUGAAUGAGGUGGAUUGUUUGCCCUUGACCUACGCGGUGCAGUACGGUGAGAAUGACCUCAUUCCGAUGUUGAUCAGCGACGAGACCGAUGUAGGAUCGGAACAAUUUGGGUUGGUCCGACGGGCGGUGAAGUAUGGGAAUUUGGAUGCAUUGAAGUUCCUGCUGGACAUCCGGCACGUUGGAUUGAGCGGGCGGUUGGAUCAGGAAGGUAACACGUUGCUUCACCUCUGCGCGGUUUACGAUCAGGUGGAGAUUAUGAGGUACUUGUGGGGAAGUCACACGAAGUACGUCCAGGAGAAUUUGAACCGGCAGAAUUGUUACUUGAAGACUGCGUUGCACGUAGGAGUGAGUUGCGAUCGGUACGAUGUUGUGGAGAUGUUGUUGCAGCAGAAGGCGUCCGUGACGGUGACGGAUCAGAGUGGAUUGAACGCUGUGGAGUGGGCUUUGGAAAGGAACAGCGUUAAGAUGCUGAAGUUGUUCGUUAAGUACAAUUUUGGGCAGCAGAAAAGCUUAAUUCCGCAGCUUCCGCUGACGAUCGCUGUGGAGAAACGGAACAUUAGGAUGCUGAAGCUGUUGAACAAGAUCGGAUACGGUUUGAGUUCGGAGCCGCUAUGUUUGAUUAAGGCAGUGUACGCGCAGUCCGUUGAGCUGGUGAAGUACUUGGUGGAAAGUAACAAGCACUGUCUGAACUACAGGGAUCCCUACGAUAGCACAGCGCUUCACGUGUCGAUCGCGAUCGGAUGCAACGAAAUUGCUGCCUAUCUGAUCGAAUGCGGGUCGGAAAUCAACGCCGUGACGAAAUUUGGAGAUACGCCACUGCACGUGGCCGCCAAACACUGUAACAUCAUAGCUGCGCGGAUGUUGAUCCUGAAGUACGCAGCCAUAGACGAGCGAAACUCAUCCGGAUUAACUCCGCUGGUGCAGGCCAUGUAUUCGAGAAAUUUGGACAUCAUGAAGCUACUGAUAGGGGCCGGGGCGAACAUUGAGCUACUGAAGAUUCACCUUGCCGAGAUCGAGCAGAUGUCGAAGAUCCCAACGAUCCACAUGUUUGCCGACAACUACGGACUGCUAGAGUUUAUGAUCCUCCAGCUGCAGUACGAUCCGAACGUACGGGAUGGCCGAAAUCAGCAGAAUCUACUCCACAAGGCAUGCUACAGCAACAACCUGCAGAUCGUUCAAUUUCUGGUUGAUUGGUGCCGGGUGCAAACGGAACAGCAGGAUUCGAACAGCCGAACGCCGCUGGCCAUCGCCAACGAGUGCAAGAACUUCGAGGUAGCGGAGUUUCUACGCGGUAAGAAGAGGAAAAAGUCCCAGAUCACCCCGCAGCGGUACUUCGAUCCGACGGGGAUAAUGUGAGAUCCGAUGCCACCAGCGUUUCCUUUCCCAGUGAAUUACUACCCAUUUCCUUAGCCCUAGUUCCGAGACGUUGACGAUUUCCGUACGCUUAAGGCAGAAGAUCUUGCCUUUUAAUGAUAAUUGCAAUGGAUAGUGUCUCAAGCCGUAGGAUGGUCUCCGGUCGUUCAGCACCGUGUGCUGCUCCGAAGAUCAACUGGCUUACUCAGAGUUUCCGUACGGAAGUCAUCAACGUGAAUCGCGAACUAGAAACCCCUGCCGAAAGGUGAUCCCAUCUGCGGAAGCUCUUCUGGAGCUGGAUUCGCUGGGUUUUGAUUGAAAGUUCCUCCUUUUUCGUAAGGUUAUCCCAAUGCGUCCCGAGGAUUCAUUCCACUGAAUUUCUGCGGAGAUCAUCCGCAGAAUGAACUCAUUUAGGCGUUUUUUACACACUGUUUUCCCCUUGUGGAAUCGUCGGUUACUUAUUGCGAUAACCUUACCCACUCUUAGCAUUACUGAAAUCUGAGUCGAAUCCAGCUGUAGAACCGGGGCUUCCGGAAGUCCGGGAACAAGCCAUCAGCGAGCUUUCUCCGUACAUUCGAGGCAAACCUCCGUUCGUUCUAGUCAGUGUGGGAUGUGUGUGAGUGCCAUUCGUUUCCCAAGAGAUGAACCCCGAAGAUCGUCGUCUGCGAACAGAAACCAACAAGUACCAGCGAACGUUUGCCCUUGGAUUUCCCACCUUCAAAAUCCCCCAGAAAUAUCCCAGUGAGAAUUUAAAUCCCUGCAAUCUCUUGACCAGUUCUGUAAUCUCGAAAUUUAAGAAUUCUUUUUUUGUUUUGUAUUUGUUAGUUAAAAAAAUAAGAAGAAGGGAAGCUGGUAGAAAUCGGAAAUCUGGCAACUCUUGCCAGAGAAACAGACCGUAGUAGAAAGAGCAACAUUUUAUCGAUAUCAAUGUAAUAUGAAUAUAUCUCAAGAAAAAAAACUAGCUUUCUUCUAAAGGAUAAUCUACAACAAGCAGAAAAAAAAAUAGUUUUAAUCGUGAUUUACUGUGUAAAAGUGUGUGAAUUUGCGCAUUGCAUAAAAGAGAUCAUGGUAGAGAUCAGAUUUUAGGAACGCUAAAAAAUUAGAGUGGAACAACAUUCCUUUUGUAGUAAUCGAUAGCGAUUGUAGUGAUAAGACAUUUAUUUUUUUCUAUAGUAACUAAGACUAUGCAACAGACAAGAUAAAAUUACACAAAUACACACAUAAUGUAAUAUGAACAAGAAAUGAGAAACAGUUUUUAUCGUACCUUUAAGUAACGAAACCUCGCAUAUAUUUUCGUUCCGGCGAUCGGCAGCGCCGCUCGGUCCCGAUUCGAUCGAAUCCGAACCGUUGUCGAGUUGAAAUUACUACAACAAAAAAAACCUCGCAUCACAACCCUGGCAAUGGUCGAUUUCCGAUUCUGGUACGCCGAAACGUUGACCGAAGCCGCCGUGAACGAAAACAAAAAACUAUAAAAUAUAAAUUAUUUAUUAGGUAGACACUUGUUAUGCAUGCACCAAAU
Messenger RNA from Ochlerotatus camptorhynchus, 7655 nucleotides. RefSeq lists its product as uncharacterized. The coding region runs from base 1256 to 6139 and encodes 1627 amino acids. The transcript is spliced from 3 exons. Gene Ontology annotation, molecular function: protein binding. The record is from RefSeq and is a predicted model, not a curated record. Lineage: Eukaryota; Metazoa; Arthropoda; Insecta; Diptera; Culicidae.